GGGAGGUGGAAGAUCUGGGGAACAGGGAUUGGUUACAUGUCGGAUCUGCAAAAUCCUAUAACAAACAAAGUCACGGACAAGUCUGCCAAGCCACAGAAAGACUAUACACAGCAAAACAACAUGGACCAAAAGAUAUGGCACGGGUUUAUGAAUGCACAUGCUAAAAUGUUUAAUGGGCACUUGUCGGGUGUAAAAGAGUUGAUUCAACAAUCUCUAGAGGCCAAAAAGUUCGCCUACUGCCCCUACAGCAAGUUUAGAGUUGGGGCGGCACUCCUGACACUCGAUGGGACAGUUUUUACAGGAUGUAAUGUGGAAAACGUUUGCUUCAACUUGGGAAUCUGCGCAGAGAGAAUUGCUAUCUCAAAAGCUGUAUCAGAGGGCUACAGGGAUUUCAAAGCCAUUGCGAUUGCAAGUGAUAUGUGUGAGCACUUAAUUUCUCCUUGCGGUGGCUGCAGGCAGUUCAUGAGAGAGUUUGGUGCUAACUGGGAUGUGUAUUUGUCCAAACCAGACGGUUCCUAUGUGGAGAUGAAAGUUGAGGAACUGCUGCCAAUGUCUUUUGGUCCCGAGGACUUAAAAAUGAAGAAAGUGAAUAAUAUUCAGAACGAGUAUUAAUGAUUUAUGUUCUGGAACUAGGGUUUUAAACUAGGGGUCAAUAAUAUAGGAUUUUCUUUACAAAUAUAAAAACAUUUAUAUUUCUACAAAUUUAUGUUUAAACUUGGUACAGUAGGUACAUUAAUGAUAUAGAAGAUAGUAAUGUUUGUAGAUGUUUUUAACAUUAUUAAUGAAAGUUAUCAGUGUUACUGGGGAAAUCUAGCUUUUUAUUUUGGGGGUCCCUUGGUCUGUAAUGAUUGAAAAUGCCUUUUCAAGGUUCUAAACUUUGAAAAGCCCAUACCUGAACAUUGUGCAGGGUAGAUAAAGAGGUAUUAUGUGGAUUAAUGGGGUUUAAUACUGUGUUAAACAUGCACACAAUUGUCUUUUGUAAUAAAUACAAAGUCAGAACAGGUAUAAAUGAGUGGACAAAUGUUGCUACAGUACAAACUUUAUUAUUAUUUUUAAAUAAUGCACACACACACACACAUACAUACACACACACACUACCAGUCAAAAGUUUUGAAACACUUGACUGAAAUGUUUCUCAUGAUCUUAAAAAUAUUUUGAUCUGAAGACGUAAGCUUAAAUAUUUGAAAUUAGGUUUGUAGACAAAAAUAUAAUUUUGCCACCAUAUUAACUUAUUUCAUUAUAAAACUAAAAUGUAAUAAAAAAUAAAAAUAAAAAGGUUUUGAAAUUGAUAAUUUGGACCAAAUAAUAAAGAAAAGCAGCCAAUAAGUGCCCAACAUAGAUGUGAACUCCAAUACUGUUUAAAAAGCAUCCCAGGGUGAUACCUCAAGAAGUUGGUUGAGAAAAUGUCAAGAGUACAUUUCUGCAAAUUCUAGGCAAAGGGUGACUACUUUGAAGAUGCUAAAAUAUAACACAGUUUUGAUUUAUUUUUUGAUAUUAUAUUUUUAGUCACAACAUAAUUCCCAUAGUUCCUUUUAUGUUAUUCCAGUUUUGAUGACAUUACUAUUAUUCUAAAAUGUGAAAAAAUUAUGAAUAGAAAUUAUGAUAAAGAAUAAGUGUUUCAAAACUUUUGACCAGUAGUGUAUGUAUGUAUGUAUGUAUAUAUCAACCACAAAAAGUGCAACAAAAAAUAAAUAGCCAACUGAGGAUCUAGAACAUUCUUAACCUGUUCUAUUGGUAGUGAUAUUACAGAUGCAGUUAGAACCUCUCAUUAUUAAAUAUUAAUAAAGCUACUCUGUACCAUU
Myxocyprinus asiaticus (Chinese sucker) is the source of this 1802-nucleotide messenger RNA. Its product is annotated as cytidine deaminase-like. The coding region runs from base 37 to 612 and encodes 191 amino acids. The record is from RefSeq and is a predicted model, not a curated record. NCBI's taxonomy places the organism in Eukaryota, Metazoa, Chordata, Actinopteri, Cypriniformes, Catostomidae. Gene Ontology annotation, cellular component: cytosol. Gene Ontology annotation, molecular function: zinc ion binding; cytidine deaminase activity. The transcript is spliced from 4 exons.